UCCCGGUGUUUACAUAGGCGACGUUGUCUCUUGAUUUUCUUCCGGUUUUCCCAACCGGCUCGCUUUUUCCUCUAAUUUCCAUCACGCGCUUCGUUAUAAGUUCUAAGUUAUAACUGGCAACGCCUUCUCGAUUUCGCAAAUCUUCGUUUUUUCGUCUCUGAUCUGACAUCGUAUCAGACUUCAAUACCAUUCGCAAUCUUUCCGGGGACGGAAUUUAUUUCAUCCAGAUCUAGGGACUCGCUCUGUUCUUGAAAUUGGACGUUAUUUAUGAGAGUAAUAUUGAUUCCAGGUUUCAGAUCUCGCAUUUUGGAGGUGAUUUUCCUUGCGCUUAGCCUGAUUUCCUGUUCCUGACAGUUUGAUGAGAAAAUGUGUAGGGAAAAGAUUUUGAAGAUUUAGGCGGAUGGUAUUACCUAGAAAAUUUAUCCAUUUUUUUAGAGUUCAAAUGUAUUUUAUGAUUUAUCUGUAUCUGAAGGUCACUGAGGUUCCAAUCCAAAGAUCUGAGUGGAUCUCUGUGAUUUCAGGUAGUUAUGUUAUUGUGCGAAUUGCAUUUAAGGUGACUUAGGAAAAUGCAUGUUAAAUCUGCACAAUCGUUCCGGGAUCGGACACAGGAGUUCCAGAGUAUAGCUGAGCAGCUUAAGAAGUCUUUUUCAUCAGGGUCAGUGCCAGAUGGGCCGAGUAGUAGCUCAAAGUCAGAGGAACAACGUUCUGCGGUUGCGAUUCAGUCUGAGUUUAACAGGAGGGCUUCCAAGAUCGGGUAUGGGAUACACCAGACAUCGCAGAAGCUGGCAAAGCUGGCUAAGUUGGCAAAGAGGACUUCAGUUUUUGAUGACCCCACCAAGGAAAUCCAGGAACUGACGGUGCUUAUCAAACAAGAUAUUACUGCACUAAACUCUGCAGUGGUAGACCUUCAGCUUCACUGCAACUCUAGAAACGGGAGUGGGAAUAUCUCUAGUGAUACCAAUAGUCACUCAGCCACAGUUGUAGAUGACCUGAAAAAUCAGUUGAUGAGCACCACGAAAGAGUUCAAAGAUGUUCUCACCUUGAGAACAGAGAACUUGAAGGUUCACGAGAACAGAAGACAGUUGUUUUCUUCUACGGCUUCUAAGGACUCUACAAAUCCUUUUGUGCGUCAGCGUCCACUGGCUGCCAGGUCAGCUGCUAGUACCUCAAAUGCCCCUCCUCUGCCUUGGGCCAAUGGGACACCAUCCUCAUCUCAAUCGCUUCCUAGGAAGCAGAUGGAUGGAGAGAGUCAGCCAUUGCUACAGCAUCAACAGCAACAACAGCAGCUUGUUCCAUUGCAAGACACUUACAUGCAGAGCAGAGCUGAAGCUCUUCAAAAUGUAGAGUCCACUAUUCAUGAGCUCAGCAGCAUCUUCAACCAGCUGGCAACCCUGGUUUCUCAGCAAGGAGAGAUUGCCAUCAGGAUUGAUGAGAACAUGGAUGACACGUUGGCAAAUGUGGAGGGGGCACAAGGGGCCCUGCUCAAGUAUUUGAACAGCAUAUCAUCUAAUAGGUGGCUGAUGAUCAAGAUAUUCUUUGUACUGAUCUUUUUCCUCAUGGUUUUUCUAUUUUUUGUGGCAUAGUCACUGCAGAGACGGACAAAAUUGAAAAGAAUGGAGGAAAUGUUGUGUGUUUUCA
Juglans microcarpa x Juglans regia is the source of this 1638-nucleotide messenger RNA. RefSeq names its product syntaxin-32-like. Gene Ontology annotation, cellular component: SNARE complex; endomembrane system; Golgi membrane. Lineage: Eukaryota; Viridiplantae; Streptophyta; Magnoliopsida; Fagales; Juglandaceae. The coding region runs from base 567 to 1583 and encodes 338 amino acids. Gene Ontology annotation, molecular function: SNAP receptor activity; SNARE binding. Gene Ontology annotation, biological process: endoplasmic reticulum to Golgi vesicle-mediated transport; intracellular protein transport; vesicle fusion. The record is from RefSeq and is a predicted model, not a curated record. The transcript has 5 exons.